CGCGGCGACCGGAGCCGGAUGUGCCAAGAUGGCUGCUGCGGCUGCCGUGUCUGCGCUCGUUUCAACCGUCGGGUCGUCUUCCGCCGGUGGCUCCUGAGGGGCCGGCGCCGGGAGUCGCCGAGGGGCCGGGCGGGAGCCGGCGGGAGCCCCGGCCGCUCUGCGGCGCUCGGUUCCAACUAAGGAAACCUUGAAUCCCGCUCCCUUCCUUCCGUGAGCAGCGUCUAACCCUGCAAGGGCUCAGCCAUGCAGCCGCCGCCCCAGGCUCUCCCUUCGGGCGUGGUCGGGCCGCCUCCCGCUGGGAGCCCGCAGAGCUCGCUGUGGUCUAGCAGCCCGUACAGGAGACAGGCCGGCAGUAACGCCCCAGUGGCCCCGAUACCUCGCCCGCCGCAGCCGGUGACGGAUCCCUUUGCCUUCAGUAGGCAGGCGCUCCAGAGUCCAUCGCCGGGCAGUUCGUUGAAAAGCAGCCUGCCCGCUUUGCAAGGCCCAGCCCAGCCGGCGUUUCUUCAGCGCACUGGCCUGCCCAUGCCUCCCACGAAUGUCGGGGGGAGCGCCCAGGGACCCUGCGAGCCUCUGCCAGGGCCUCUGUCACAGCCCAGGGCGGAUGCCAGCCCGUUUGCUGGUGUGUCGACCCCCUCAGCACCGCCUGGGCCCGAGAGGAACAGGAGUGCCGAGGCCGCGCCAGGCCUGGAUCCAGAAGUUCAGGCACUGCCGUACCUUCCGCAGUACAUUCCAGGGGCGGCGCCCGGCAGUCCCCCUGGGGGCCGUCCCCAGGGCAGCCUGCCCCGGCCCGACGCCCCCCUCAGUAGGCCGGGCCUGCACGAUGGGGCCAGGGCCCUAGCUGCCUCCCCUCUUUUCCCUCAGCCGUGUCAGCAGAUGCCAGGGCAGUGGGGGCCGGGGCAGGGAGGCCCUCCGCCUGCGGGUCAGCAUUACCGGCCCUGCCCGGAAGGACCUGUUCAGAAUGCGGUGCCCCACACCUCCAGUGUCGCCCCCUUUCCUGGCCCACCCAGCCUGCGUCAGGGUCCUGGCCACGGGCAGCCCAGCCUCCUGGCGUCUCUACCGGGACCGUCGCCUGGUGACGGAAGAAACGACGCAGCCUUGCUGCAUGGUGGACGCCGUACAGCAAAUAGCUUUGAUCCCGAGGAUGCGUUCGGGCAGACUUCCGGAGCCGGGAAUGCUUGGGCGAGCCAGGCCUUCUGGUCCAGUCCAGGCCGGAGAAAAGAAGAGCAGCUGCCAGACCUCGCGCUUGUUAAUCCUCUCGCUCAGGGAAAUAGCCCAGAAAGCCGUCUGCACUCGCCGCUGGGGGCCGGGCGCGGCUGGGCCCUGCCAGAAGCAGGCUCGGGAGCCCUCCCCAGGUUUCUCAGAGGCCGAGAGACAGAGAACGAAGAGAACCUCUCAUCCGCACCAGCAGGCUCUGCUGGUCAGUCCGACGUGGACGGCGUCUCCCCGGGCCCGGGCCACAUGGCAGGGGGAGGUGGUUACCAGGCCUUUCGAGGAGGCGCCCACAGCGAGCCCGCACCGCAGGGAGGAGACGCGAAGCCCUACUUUGCUCAGUCCGCCAGUAUCCGCCACGAUGACCCGGCUCCUAAAGAUGCCACUGCUGCUGCCGCCACUGAAUUAUGGGGCGACACAGCGUGUGCGGGGACUCGGAGUGCGGGCAGCUCACAGUAUGAGAACGUGGAGAACUUGGAGUUCGUUCAGAACCAAGAGGUCCCGCCCAGUGAGCCCCCGAGCCUGGACCCUUCCUCCCCGAGUGAUCAGCCCAGGUACGGGCCCCCUCCCGGGCCGGCCGUCCCGAGGUUCAGUGCUGGGGGCCACGCUGGAGGCGGCAGCCCAAACCUCGAGGCCCUGGAUGCUGUGGCGCGUCCUGUGCGGUCUGACAGCGUGUCCUCCAGUUACAGCAGCAAGAGCCACCGGGGUCCUCCAGGGGUGGCCAGGCCCCCGGACGCAGGGGGCACCUUCAUUCAGCAGGAGGUCGGGAAACCUGAAGAUGAGGCGCCAGGGAGGUUUUUUAAGCAAAUCGAUUCCUCUCCUGUCGGAGGCGAGGCAGAUGGGACCACGGUGAGCCAGAGCUACCGCAGCAGCCUGCCCCAGCCCUCGACCCCGAGCCCCCCGAAACCUACGGGAACCUUUCAGACGAGUGCAAAUAGUUCUUUUGAGCCAGUGAAAUCCCACCUGGUCGGAAUAAAGCCGGUCGAGGCAGAUCGUGCCAACGUGGUGGGUGAAGUGAGGGGGCCCCGCGCCCACCUGAAGCAGCACCGACUGGCCGCUGCGGCGCCCGCCGCCUCCCCCGGCAACCUGGAGCAGCCGCCCGACAACCUGGAGACCCUCUUCCUGCCGCCGCCGGGCCACGCACCGCCCCUCCCCGCGCCUGCGGAAGCCGGCCCGGGGCCUCUGCGCGCCGGGGCGCUGCCCCCGGAGCCUGCGCUUCCAACACCCGAGAAAAGGCCCUCGACCAGGGCCCAGGGCGCCGUGAAGUGCGAGAGCCCAGCGACGACUCUCUGGGCCCAGAACGAGCUGCCGGAUUUUGGGGGCAAUGUCCUUCUGGCCCCCGCGGCUCCUGCGCUUCAGGUCCCCGCAAAGCCCCAGCCCUCCGAGGUGAUCCAGCCCCCGGAUGAGGGGGCGUCCGGGCCGCAGUCCCGGCAGCCCGGCCCCGGCCCCGGCGUGCAGAGUGGGGCCGGCAUCGGUGCUUCUGAGAACCUGGAGAACCCUCCGCAGCUGGGCGCCGACGAGGCCCUCCCGGCCCAGGCGGGUCCCGCGUACGCCAGUCUGCUGUCCGCCCCGCCCGCCGAGGCUUUGCAGCAUCAGCCGGUCCUGAUCGCCCAGCCCGAUCGCAGCUACAGUCUGGCUCAGCCCAUUAAUUUCUCUGUGUCCUUGUCGGGUCCUCCCGAGAGGCCUCAGCCCUGGAGGGACCCUGUGGCGGGAGACAAGCCCACAGCCGGCAGCCGGGCUCUGGGGGGCGAUCCUGGAGAGCGGGCCCCUCUGUCUGGGGCGCCAGCCGGCACGCUUGUCUGCUCGCCCCUGCCUAACCAGCUCGCCCAGAGUCACUUCCCACAGGGGCCUGGUGCCUCUGAAACAGCGUCUCAUCAGCCUGCUCACGCGCUGGUUCAGCCACCGUCUCAUCUGUUUCCAAAGACCACGCUCGCAGAAAGUCCCAAGGUUCCUCCCGCGGAGACCCUCCUGCCCGAGGCAGCGGACGGUCCCGCCGGCAGCACCGGCGUGAUGUUGGUGCCGCCUGCAGACAGCGCCUCGGUGUCUGAGAGUCACAAGGCGGGCCCCGCCGGGGGUCGGGGGGGCGCUCCAGGGGCCCUCGACUCUCCCCUUGGUCGGCCUCUGGACGCCCCCCUGGGCGCGUACAGCCCCGCCCUGCCCGAUGGCCCUGCUUCUUGUCAGCAAAGUGGCGCCGGUCAUCCCAGGCCGCCCGGGCCGGGGCCACGCAGCCCAGACCACUUCUACCAGCAGGUGACCUUGGACGCCCCCUCACAGCCUCCAAAUCCAGGGAGCCCACCGGCGCUUGGGCAGCCCCCAAACCCGGCCCGGCCACUUGCGAGUCCGGCUCCGGCCGACGUGGGCCCGCAGCCGCCGCCGCCGCCCCGGCCGCCUCGCUCCUCCAGCGCAUCCGUCGUGUCCAGCAGCUCGAGCCAGGCGGCUGCCCGCUCAGACCCGCAGUGGCUGCUGCCUCCGCCCCCAGACUUGACGUCGCACUACUACUUCCAGUCGCUGUACGAGGGCUUCCCGCCCCCGUACGCCUGCCCCUACCCGCUGGAUCUUGGCGCAGCCCCCCACUACCAGCAGGACCUCUACAGCCUCUACGAUCCCCGGUACAGGGCCUAUGACAGUGCCGCCUACGCCGAGAGCUACCGCUACCCCGAGCCCGAGCGGCCCAGCUCCCGGGCCAGCCACUGCUCCGACCGGCCAGCUGCCAGGCAGGCGUAUCCUGAAGGGCACUAUCAUUCCAAAGGCGGCUGGAGCAGUCAGAGCGCCUACUAUGCAAACUAUUACUCGCGCCAGUACGACUACGGAGACCCAGGCCGCUGGGAUCGGUACCACUACGGCCCCCGGGUCCGGGAUCCCCGCACCUACGACCGGAGGUAUUGGUACGAAGCCGAGUACGAGGCCUACAGGAGAGAAAACCAUGCUUAUGGUGACAGGCCCGAGAAGUACGACGACCACUGGAGGUACGACCCCCGCUUUGCCGGCAGCUUCGACGACGAGCCCGAGCCCCCCCGGGACCCAUACGGGGAGGAGGCGGACCGGCGCAGCGCCCACAGCGAGCCCUCGGCGCCCAGCCUGCGCAGCCGCCGCAGCAGCUUCAGCUCCCACUCCCACCAGAGCCAGGUCUACAGGGCCCAUGACGCGGCCGCCGGGCCCUACGAGGCGCCGCCUCCGCCCGGCUCCUUCCACGGCGACUAUGCCUACGGCACCUACGGCGGCCCGGGCUUCCCCGAGUUCGGCUACGCCGCCGACGCCACCUGGCCCUCGGUGGAAGCAGCUCCGUCAAGACCAACUUCCCCUGAGAAGUUCUCGGUGCCUCAUGUCUGUGCCAGGUUUGGUCCGGGGGGCCAGCUUCUUAAAGUGAUUCCAAACCUGCCUUCAGAAGGCCAGCCUGCCCUGGUCGAAAUUCACAGCAUGGAGACCCUGCUGCAGCACACACCGGAGCAGGAGGAGAUGCGGGCUUUCCCGGGCCCUCUCGGCAAAGAUGACACCCAUAAAGUGGAUGUUAUUAAUUUUGCACAGAACAAAGCUACAAAAUGUUUGCAGAAUGAACAUUUAAUUGACAAAGAGUCUGCAAGUCUCCUUUGGAGUUUCAUUGUCCUGUUAUGCAGGCAGAACGGGACGGUGGUGGGCACAGACGUCGCGGAACUGUUGUUACGCGACCACAGGACCGCGUGGCUUCCUGGGAAGUCGCCCGAUGAGGCCAACCUGAUUGAUUUCACCAACGAGGCCGUGGAGCAGGUGGAGGAGGAGGAGUCCGGGGAGGCCCAGCUCUCAUUUCUCACAGACAGUCAGGCCGCCAGCAGCCUGGAGAAGGAGACGGAGAGGUUCAGGGAGCUGCUCCUCUACGGCCGGAAGAAGGAUGCCUUAGAGUCCGCGAUGAAGAGCGGCUUGUGGGGUCAUGCCCUGCUGCUGGCCAGUAAGAUGGACAGCCGGACACACGCCCGAGUCAUGACCAGGUUCGCCAACAGCCUCCCGAUCAACGACCCCCUGCAGACGGUCUACCAGCUGAUGUCAGGGCGGAUGCCGGCCGCGUCCACGUGCUGUGGAGAUGAGAAGUGGGGGGAUUGGAGGCCCCAUCUCGCCAUGGUGCUGUCCAACCUGAACAACAACGUGGAUGUGGAGUCCAGGACGAUGGCCACCAUGGGUGACACGCUGGCCUCCAAGGGUCUCCUGGACGCCGCCCACUUUUGCUACCUCAUGGCCCAGGUUGGAUUUGGGGUCUAUACCAAGAAAACCACAAAACUUGUCUUAAUCGGAUCCAACCACAGUUUGCCGUUUUUCAAGUUUGCGACCAACGAAGCCAUUCAGAGGACAGAGGCCUACGAGUACGCCCAGUCCCUGGGGACACAGGCCUGCUCCUUACCCAGCUUCCAGGUGUUCAAGUUCAUCUACUCCUGCCGCCUGGCCGAGAUGGGGCUGGCCACGCAGGCCUUCCACUACUGCGAGGUGAUCGCCGAGAGCAUCCUGGCGCAGCCCCACGGACACUCCCCGGUGCUGGUCAGCCAGCUGGUCCAGGUCGCCUCCCAGUUGCGCCUCUUUGACCCUCAGCUGAAAGAGAAGCCAGAGGAGGAGGCGCUGGCGGAACCCGCCUGGCUGGUGCGGCUGCAGCGCUUGGAGAAGCAGGCCAAGGAGGGCACCGUGGCCUGGAGUCAGGACGGGGCCUUCCCGCAGCGCGGUCCCAGCUCGCCCAGCUCCGAGGCGGGGCCCUGCGAUGGUCCAGCAGUCACCCAGCCAGCAGAUCUGGGCACUGCCAACCCUCUGCUGGCACCCCCCGUGCCCGGUGCGGAGCACUUGAGCCAGGACGUGCGGCUGAUGCCCUCCGCUCCGCUGUUGCUCCCCGAGGGCCCGCUGGCUGUCCCCGCCAAGGGGCCAGUGUUCCCGGUGCCGCCUGCCCUGGGCCCUGCUGAGCUGGGGCCCGGCUGCGGGCCCUCGGGCUGUGCACUAGGCUUUCCAGAGCCCCCGGGACCUGACCCUGCAGCUCUGUACCCAGGGCCCGGCCAGCCGCCUGCCGCACCGUCUCUCCAGGAGGCCCGCAGCCAGGACCCAGGAGGGACGCCGCAGGGGGCGCCCGGGAGAAGCACGUUUCCAGAGCUGGAAGAGGAUUCUGGUGGAACGUUCGCUGCCGUGGGCUCCCCGAGGCUGUCGCGGGAUUCCGGGGCGUCUCCAGGCUGGGGGAGCGCCAGCGCGGGUGCCCUGCAGCCACCUCCGCCCGUGACCUCCACGCCCGAAGUGAAGAGAGCCGGCCCGGCGGCCAAGGAGCCCAGGGAGCCUAAGAAGAGCGGCGAAUCCUGGUUCUCCCGCUGGCUGCCGGUGAAGAAGAGGACGGAGGCGUACUUGCCCGAUGACAAGAACAAGUCGAUCGUCUGGGAUGAGAAGAGGAACCGGUGGGUGGACGUCAACGAGCCGGAGGAGGAGAAGAAGCCUCCGCCCCCGCCUCCCACGGCGCUUCCCAAGGCUGCGCAGGCCGCCCACGCCGCUCCCGGAGGGCCCCCCAGGGCCUCUGUGAACGUGUUCUCUAGAAAAGCAGCCGGAACCCGAGCGCGCUACGUGGACGUCCUGAACCCCGGGGGGCCCCAGCGGAGCGAGCCGGCCCUGGCUCCCGCUGAGCUCUUCGCUCCUCUCGCCCCGCUCCCGAUGCCCGCGCACCUGUUGGGACCAAACCCAGAAGCAGAGGAGGCGCCGCCCGCAGGGGGGACCAGCAGGGAAGGGCCGUUGCCAGCGGGGGCCCCCGCCACCCCAGAGCCGGCCUCGGAACCCAAGGUGUCAAGCUCUGCAGCUCUGCUCCCGGGCCCGGCACCCCCACCCUCUGGAGCGGACGGUCCCCAGGGAGGAGAGCUUUCACGCUGUAGCUCCCUGAGCUCGUUGUCACGGGAAGUAAGCCAGCAUCUUAACCAGGCUCCCGGCGACCUCGCCCCUGCGGGCGGCCCCCCCGGGGCAGCAGUGCCCUUCUACAACCCGGCUCAGUUCGCCCACGCCUCGGCCGCCUCGGGAAGUUCACGGACCGGAAGGAUUAGCCAGAGGAAGUACCCGGCGCUGAGCUAGGCCCGUCGCUGCUCUGGACUGGCAUCCGGAGCCCUGAGGGGGUGACGGCCCACCAGGAGCUCAGGCCGAUGGCCUGCGACCUCCCCUCUGCCCCCACUGGACGUGGCCGGCGGUCAGAAAUCCCCUCGUGUCUCUUCCCCGCCGGUCUCUGUGAAGACGGGCAGCGCUCCUGCCUCAGCUUGAAGAUGCUGGAUGAAGAGGGACUCUGACAUGGGGUCUUUGACCUAAAGGAGUGACACGAGGCCCCAGCCCCUUGGUCGCCUGAAGGUGUUACCACCAGGGACCCCGAGGCCUCUUGGCCGCAGGGGGCUCUGCUGUUCGGUAACUAAGGCACCUCUCACAACCUAACAGCGAGUUAGUGCCAGGCAACCCCAGGGGCCUUGAAGGGGUUGGAAGGAAACGGUGAAGCUUCGACUCAAGAGAAAGGCAGAUGCCCGCUUGGCGCCCAGAGGCGGUUUGCUCCCUGCCUCACCACUCUUGAGCCUGGAAGCCGCUGUGGGUUAACUCAGCAACAGUUCCGUUGGGUUUUGAGAGAGGCCCUGGCUACCGAAGCCCUUGUCUCCUGUGGCAAAGCCGUGUCCAGCUCUGCCUAGUCUCGUGAGGGCUCCCGCACCCGGAGGACGGGGCCUGCCGUCCAAGGCGGUGGGGCCAGUGCGGAAGAGGGCCCCGGAGUCUUGACCCACACUGACCCGUCAGCCGACGGUACAGCCGUGGCUCGUGGGUUGGGUUGGCCUUCCGAGCGGUGAGCUGCGGGUCGACCCGCUCUCUGCAGACGGGCCCUGCCGAGUUUCCUCCGGGCUGGUUUCCGCAGUACCAGCCAGUGGGCUUCCUCCCGCCCGGGCACCUCGCCGAAGGAGUGGGCAACAGCGCCAAGAAAGCGGCUAAAAGGACCUCUCUUCGGAACCUCUGGUGUCUCUGCCCUGCGUUCUUCUCACACUGAGACCUUCCGUGGCUGACGUGCCGGCUCAGCCCCGUGAAACCGCGAGGGAGACUCCCAGGGCCUCCCCGCUCCCCGGCUUCACCGACUGUUCCCAAGACUCUUCACGUUCACAUUAAGCCUAAAGGGACUGAGAAGGAUUUACAUAUUUGUAAGAACCAUCAGGAAGUAAUCUCUGCAGACCGCGGGGGAUGCGGCUGGCCGGUAUUUUCAUCCACGUGUGGGGCUCCUGUGCACGUGGGGUCUGCACAAGCCCUUCGGGUUCGCCUGAUCCCGAGGAAAGACCCACAACGGUUUCCAGAAUGUUUCACGGGGUGUCCCCUUGGGAGAGGGCCGACCUGUAGACGGGCCGUCGGGAGUCGCAGUCUCCUGUCCGCUGCGAUUCCUGGGACCCGAGACCCGCCUGGCGCCGUUGGCUUCCUGGGCAGCCCACCCAUUGUUCUCCGUGUUGACUGCCAGCGACUUUUGAUUCAAGACGCUUCCUCCUAGGCGGGAGCUGCUAUUUUUCCUAAAUGCAAAUUGUUAAAUAAAAUAUUUUGCGCUCUCAA
Molecule: messenger RNA, 8742 nt
Organism: Phacochoerus africanus (Common warthog)
Lineage: Eukaryota; Metazoa; Chordata; Mammalia; Artiodactyla; Suidae
Gene: SEC16A
Product: SEC16 homolog A, endoplasmic reticulum export factor
Exons: 30
Coding region: 244-7257 (2337 amino acids)
Biological process (GO): COPII vesicle coat assembly; Golgi organization; autophagy
Cellular component (GO): endoplasmic reticulum exit site; ER to Golgi transport vesicle membrane
Source: RefSeq, a predicted model, not a curated record